Cylicocyclus nassatus is the source of this 990-nucleotide messenger RNA. NCBI's taxonomy places the organism in Eukaryota, Metazoa, Nematoda, Chromadorea, Rhabditida, Strongylidae. The record is from the annotation of a GenBank genome assembly.
AUGCGAACUCGGUCGAGCUCAUUGUCAAAACUGCCAACUCGUCCGCAGAGAGCAGGAAUAUCAUUGGAUCGAAACAACAAUGCAAUACGAUUGGAUCGUCAACCUCGACUUAUACAUAACACUUCGAAACAUCUCAAUGAAGGAUUCUUUGGGGCCUCAGAGAACAUUUACCAUGUGGAUUCAAGAACGGCUCUGGAAAAACACUAUGAAAUUGGUGCAAUGAUUGGUCGAGGAAAUUUCUCACGUGUUUAUUUCGCUCUACGACGCAAAGAUGAGAAGAAGUGUGCGCUUAAGGAGGUUCUAAAACAGCAAUUACGCGGAAAAUGGUUCUUCAUAGAGAAUGAAGUCGAAAUUCUACAAAUGUGCUCACAUCCGAAUAUCUGCAAAAUUGUAGAUGCAUAUAAAACAAAUUCUAAGUAUCUGUUAGUAUUUGAAUACGCCCAGAAUGGCGAUCUCUUCGAGUUAAUUCGACGAGAUGGUAAACUGGAAGAGAGCGAUGCGGCUACAUUUACUUCGCAGACAGCCUCUGCACUUGCUUACUUGCACAAUCGUAAAAUUGUUCAUAGAGAUAUAAAAGCUGAAAAUUUACUGUUGUACAGCAAGAAACAGGAAUUCGGACAGCUCGGAGGACCCCGCAAGCGCUAUGGGCUACCAGUAGACAUUUGGUCGUUGGGUGUAUUGCUUCAUGUGAUGCUUGUUGGAUUCGCUCCAUUCCGAGCUAGCGAACGUGACCGUUUAUUUCGAUUGAUUACUCAGGGCAGGUUGUAUUUUGGUAUGCCUGAAUGGAGAGAAAUCUCGGAAAAAGCACGUGAACUUGUGUCUGGGAUGAUGUGUACUAAUGUUGAAAAACGUUAUACGGCUGGAGAAGUGCUUUUACAUCCAUGGAUCCGGCAAUUCGAUUCGAUCAUAUAAAUCAGUUUUUUAAUGUUCAUUACUACUCUUAACCCAUGGGUGGCGGACUUUAUGAACGAUAGCGCGCGCUUAGGCAGG